Mugil cephalus (flathead mullet) is the source of this 4176-nucleotide messenger RNA. RefSeq names its product neuronal migration protein doublecortin-like. The record is from RefSeq and is a predicted model, not a curated record. Gene Ontology annotation, biological process: retina development in camera-type eye; intracellular signal transduction; axoneme assembly. NCBI's taxonomy places the organism in Eukaryota, Metazoa, Chordata, Actinopteri, Mugiliformes, Mugilidae. The transcript has 7 exons. Bases 217 to 1269 code for a protein of 350 amino acids. Gene Ontology annotation, cellular component: axoneme.
ACUCCAGUGCGGCAGGCAGCGACUCGGCUCUCAGACUGAAGCAGACAAAGGCUAGGGGAGAGACGGCGUGCAGCUAUCCUGCAGCAUCGACUCGCACACUCUCAUCCACUCCCCCACACACACUCCCUUCACUCCGCAAGCAGCGACGCAGACUCUCUUGAGCUGGUCACCGCCACCACACAUCUGUCACAACCACUUUCAUAACUUUCAGUCAUCAUGGAGCUAGACUUUGGACAUUUUGAUGAGCGAGACAAGUCAUCCCGUACCCCCCGGAGCGGGCGCUUGAAUGGACUCCCCAGCCCUACCCACAGCGCCCACUGCAGCUUCUACCGCACACGCACUCUGCAGGCGCUGACCAAUGAGAAGAAGGCCAAAAAGGUGCGCUUCUACCGCAACGGAGACCGCUACUUCAAGGGCAUCGUGUACGCUGUGGCCAACGACCGAUUUCGCACCUUUGACGCUCUGCUGGCUGACCUCACACGCUCCCUCUCCGACCACAUCAAUUUGCCGCAGGGUGUCCGCUUCAUCUUCACCAUCGAUGGCUCUCGCAAGAUCUCAACGCUGGACGAGCUCGAGGAGGGGGAAAGCUAUGUUUGUGCAUCAGAGAACAUCUACAAGAAAGUAGACUACACAAAGAACGUCAACCCCAACUGGUCUGUGAAUGUAAAGGCCUCAGCAAGCCAGAAGAACAUGCAAUCCUUGGCUGCCAAGGCUGCCAGCGAGCCCAGAGAGAGCAAGGACUUUGUUCGACCCAAGCUUGUCACGGUGAUGCGCAGUGGUGUGAAGCCACGCAAAGCCGUCCGCGUCCUGCUCAACAAGAAAACGGCGCACUCCUUUGAACAGGUGCUCACGGACAUCACAGAGGCCAUUAAACUUGAAAGUGGUGUGGUCAAGAGGAUCUACACACUCGAUGGCAAGCAGGUUACCUGUCUUCAAGAUUUCUUUGGUGAGGAUGAUGUAUUCAUUGCAUGUGGACCAGAGAAAUUCCGCUAUGCACAGGACGACUUCUCUCUGGAUGAAAAUGAAUGCAGGGUGAUGAAGGGACCCAAAACUCCACGUGGUUCAGCAAAGAGCCCUGGCCCGAUCAGGCGCAUCAAGUCUCCUGCCGAAUCGACCAAUGGGACAGGCUCCAGCAGCCAGCUCUCCACCCCGAUUUCCAAGCAUUCCCCCACCUCCACCCCUACCAGUCCAGGCCUCAACAACAAGCAGAAGGAUCUCUACCUGCCCUUAUCUCUGGAUGAUGAUGAUUCUCUGGGUGAAUCGAUGUAGACUCUCUUCCUGCAGCCAGCCUCCUUUAUUUGGCCUGAAACACAGAAGUUCUAUACCUCUGCUGCUUUCCACCUUCACUCGCAGUGCCAGCUGUUUUAGGAGAACCUCUCUCUGUCUCUUUUUAAGGCCUUAGCCACCAGGGCUAUGACACCAUUUGCUGCUUGAGAAUAAACCACAAACAUUUUUUUUUUGUUGUUGUUGUUGUUGUUGAAAGAAAAAUCACUGUUGACGACCUCCUGAAAAAGUUAAAGUUCACCAAUAUUCACACCAGUUCCUGGCCUCUACUUCUGGAAAGGGAGCACAGUUCACUGCCUUCACAGAUUUUCAUGGUGUGAAAAAAAAAAAAAAAAAAAAAAAAAAAAGCCCACUCCACUUUGGUCUCAAACAUUUUUGGUAAAGGAUACACUCUGACUUUUAUAUUUCAGUCACAAAAUUCCAAGCAGCAAAUGGAUAUUUUUAGGGAUGUUAGUCAAAAUCGACUCCGCUUUUGUAUCACUUACCGUAUUUGUGGUGUUCCUCCAUGUCCUCCUGUCCUUCUGCCCUGUAGUUAAAGGUGUGAAAGGUCAUGUUAAUUGUCAGAGGAAGUCUGUUAAAACAAGUCUUUCUAACCCGCUGUAAAUACUGUGUAUAGCUAUGACAUAACAUCUCGCCCAAUUGUCCAUUGCUGUGCUUCCAUAAUGUCAUGACAACAUCUCUCUUAACAUUUACUCAACAUAAUACAGGGUACAGUUAAAGUAAAGGAAGAACCAAAAUGAAGAACUGUGAGGAUGUGUGGGAUGCAGCUCCUGACUGAAGAGGGCUGUUGGUCAAAAGCCUCCUCACUGAGAAUUCAUGUUCAUGAGAUUAUACGUAUAAAGAAGAAGUUAGAAGUUUAAACCACCCUAACCGCGGAGGCCUUCAUUCACGGUCACCUUGUGUAUUCAGAGAUGUGUAAAGCAAAAGCAUCCCACCGCUCUUUAUAUUGGUGUUUCCUCUAUUUUGUCCCUCCACACAUACACACGGUAUAUGUGUUUUAGAUUUUCACAAAGUGCAGUGCAUGAUGAUGAGUCAUAAAGCAACUCUGGGCAUGUAAAAAGUGAAACUGAAGGACCUAAAGGUGCAUAAAAACAACCAAAGGAAAAACGAAUAGGCUCUUUUCCUAGAGAAAAUAAAAAGCCAACACGCAAGGCAAGGAAUGCAGUCUAAAUAAUUCCCUUUUAGGCCAGUUUAUCACGACUUCCCUUCAACCUAAAUGAAGUGACUUCACCGCAGCUAGUGGUGACAUUUUAUAGUUUGAAAAUAAAUAAAUAAAUAACUAAAUAAAGGUCUCCAAGCCAAAGUAUGUUUUCUUUUUGACUAAGAAUUCUAGGAAAAGGGGGGAGGGGGAUAUGUAAUUUUAAUAGUUUAAUAAAAUUAUUCUGGAGGAAGCACACAUGGAGUUUUAUGCAUGUUACUUUAACGCAUCAAAAAUUAACGCUGAGAUUAAACCAUGCUCACUCGAGGCAAUUAGUUUUACCAGGGCGCUAAACAGUAGUGGGGUUUCUCCUAUUUUGCAUGGCUGACCAUAGUUCUUCAAGUAACGGGGGUGAUGAAAAUGUAACUGUUGUCUAAAUGUGUGGGUUUAAAUUUUUUAUAAAGUCUAUUAAUUUAUAUCAACUCGCGUAGGAUUUCUUUUUCUAGAUUUACUCGCUCACAUGAGCUUGAAACACUUUUUUUACGCGCAAGCUUCUGUGUGCAGCUUUGUAUCUCGAUGUUCCUUUUUCUAUCAUCGCGACUCGCCGCGCGGGUGGGUCAAAAAGAAUCUACUGACAAGAGCUUUCUCAGACUUUUUGCAGGGAAUCAAGGCUGGGAAAUCUCUAAAUUGGACAACACUGAAGCACAAAGCAGGGAGUUACUUAAUCAUCACAGCAACAGACACUUUACUGUGUACUUGCCAGCGUUACAGUGCAUAGCCACGAUAAAAUUCUGGUGACAUGCUACACAUGUGCCAUCCUUUAAAUUCUAAUCUAUGCAUUUGGAUUGAAGAAUAGUUAAAUAAUCUUUCUUUUCUGUAAAAAUGGCAUUUUUAUACCCAAUUGUGUAAUAACAAAUUAACUAAAAUUAAAUUUCCAUUCAGUUAUUUCCAUUGCAGUGAUGUGACAGUUGUUAUGUCUUAGGAGUGAUCAGGUGCUCACCCUUUGGAUAAGCUUUGAGUAGCUGUUUCCAUCAAAGCCGGACCAUCACUUUACUAUCUGGUGUUGUGAGCUCCACCUUUCUCCUGCAGGGGGCACUGUUUCACCAGCUCAGCAGCUUUUAACAUCGUUAAUCCAACAGCAGGGACGCCUCGCUUCACCCACCAUUUUGUACAAAUCCCCCAUUUGUUGUCAUUUUUCUAAAGCAGUCACUUCUGUACAACUCUACAUGCUAAUAAUACUCUUGUUACCUUGAUUUUUUUCUACAUCUUAUUAUUACAGCAUACAAAACAUUUACAGAAAAUGGUUGUCUUGUGUUAUCCAGAUGCCACCAUGUAAGAUGGAUGGUGAUUCCUUAACCUUCAGUGGUGCCUCUUUUUCUUUCUUUGUUUUUUUUUUUAAAACUACUGUCUUUUGAUAACAAAAAAAAAACAUGAAAUGGGACAUUGAAGGCUUGUUCUUUGUUGAGAGUUAUUUGUAAAACAUUUUUAAAAGUCUUGAAUGAGGAGGCCUCCCAGUACGCUUUUCUUUGUAGAGAUACAGGACACUUUAUCGUGGUGUAAAUACGCUCCCUUCCUGUGCUCUUUCAUAUGUAUGCCUUUUUUGAUCGAAUGAAUGACAUUUUUUCUCUUUUUUUUUUUCUGAAAUUUACAGUGUCCUUUUUAGUGGUAUUUUGCAAUGUCACAGUGGCUUGUUUCAGUGCUUCAUUCAAUGUAUUAACUGGUAUCCUUUUGCAAUUAAAACAAUUGUAUUUCGA